Molecule: messenger RNA, 2724 nt
Organism: Cylas formicarius (sweet potato weevil)
Lineage: Eukaryota; Metazoa; Arthropoda; Insecta; Coleoptera; Brentidae
Product: cilia- and flagella-associated protein 58-like
Exons: 12
Coding region: 60-2714 (884 amino acids)
Cellular component (GO): cytoskeleton
Source: RefSeq, a predicted model, not a curated record
AACCAGCUGUAUUUGUUUUUCUAAAAUUAUUUUUUAUUUUAACUGUAUAUUAAAUCGGAAUGGAUGAGAGUGACUUCAGUGACGAUAUCGAUGAGGGCGAAGAACAGGAGGAAAUAUUAGAUCCUAAUAAUCCAGAGCACGCCUUUGCUAUUAUAGAAAGAGAUUAUAAUAAGACCGUGACGGAGAUUGAACAGAGUGCUGAAACUUCACAAUAUGCUGAUGAUUUUACUAAACUUUUCGAAGCCUUCUAUCAAACAUUCACUAAACAAAGAGAAGCAGAACAGAGGAAUUCUUAUUAUGAAAGAGAAAUUGAGACAAAAAAUAAUCAAUUGCAGGCCGCCCUAAAACUGGCCGAAGAAGACAAAAAAACAAUCGACCAAUUAAAAGAUGAAAUCGACAAGACUUGGAAGUUGGCCGACGCAGCUCACCUUCGCGAACAACUUGCUCAAGAAAUCAUCGACAAUUUGCGCAGCCAAGUUGAAAAUCUGAAUGCAGAAAUUGAAUUUAAGAACAAAAUGAGUCAAGAUACAGACGAGGUUGGUGGGUUGAGUAAACACAAGGAUGGAUUGGAAAGGGAAAGAGACAAAUUAGUAAACGAAGUUACACAAUUGACAACCAAGUUAACCAAUGCGAUUAGUUACCAAGAAGAACUGGAGAAAAAGAAUUCGGAAGCCGAUCUGAGAAUUAACGAAAUUUCAGGACAACUAGAAGAUCAAACUGAUGAAAUAAAUCGACUAAAGAAAACCAAGGAGAAGUUGGAGGCGGAUAUAUUAGAGAUAAAAUACAAACUUGAAGAUAAAGAUGUUUCCAUCAACGAUCUCGCUAAUACUAUCCAAGAGCACGUAAAAAAAAUUACGAAACUGGAGCAGGACAUUAAGGAACAAAAAUAUGUCAACGAAAAACUCUUAAAAGAAAACGAUCUUAACGUAACUAAAGUAGCGAAGCUUCAGGAUGAGUAUAAUAAUAUGCUAUUUGAAUUGGAAAAAUCCAAGAAACAGUACCACACCAAACUUAUAGACGUGAAGAGUUUAGAAGAAGAAAUUGUCCGUCUCAAAAACGAAAACGGAAAAGUGAAUAAAAUUAAAGAAAAUCUGGAAAAGCGAAUUCAAGUCUUGAAUUCCGAGAAAGACGAACUAGUAUUAGAAAAGACAAGUAUAAGGCAACGGAUAGUGGUUUUUGAGAAGGAAAUAGACGAUUACAAAAGAUACGCGGACGAAGACAAAAGGGCGAUAGAAAUGACGGCGAAAGAGAAAGAUGUUCUCAACAAAACCAUCCAAAGACAACAAAUCGUCGCUGGAGACCAGCUCAAACUGAUUCAAAUUCAAGAGCAGAGCAAGAAAAAACUCGAAAUUGAAUUAGACGCUUUUUUCAUUGAAACGAAUAAACAAAAAAAACACAUCCAACAGCUGGAACGAGAAAGAGAUAGAUUAACUGAAGAAAAAAUCGAACUGACCAAAGACGUUGAAGACAAAAUGGAAGAAAUUAGGUCUAAAAAGGCCUAUAUAUUUGAUCUUAAAAAAAGCAUAACGGAACAAGAGAACAAAAUAAGACAGCAUCAGAACUUGUACGAGGCGAUAAGGGCAGAUAAAAACGCGAUUCAAAAAUCUCUACAAGAGUCGACAGCCGAAUGUGGUGAGUUAAAAAAGAAACUGAAGAUAAUCAACCAUCAGACAGAACAAAUGAAAGAAGAUAUUGCGAUGAAAGAUAAACUUUUAAUAAAAGACGAAAACAUAAUACGGAAGAUCACUAAAGAGAAGGAAACCUUAAAGGUUGAGGUGAUGACUGGACUUGACCAAAUCAGGUCGCUCAGGCAGGAAAUUAAAGAUCUCAAAGAUGAACACAAAAUACUCAGGAAAAAUAUUCUGGACCAAGAAAAAAUAAUAAGAGAACAAUCGAAAGAUUUGGAACAGAUGGUGAGCGAGAGAGAUAUUUUGGGUUCUCAACUAGUGAGGAGAAACGAUGAAAUAGCUUUGUUGAUCGAAAAAAUUAACAUUUUACAAUCUACACUCUCUAGGGGUGAGACGCACUACGAUCAAAGACUAGAAGACAUCAAACUCCUUAAACUAGAAAUCAAAAGAAUGAGGCAGGAAAAAAAUCUUAUGUCAAAAUCGAUGAAUAACGCGAUGGACUUAAAACAGGAAAUAUUUCACCUGGAACGAGAUUUAACGAAAUCCAGACUCAAAUGUAAAGCUCUCGAACAGGAAGUACAAAACCCUUUAAACGUUCACAGGUGGAGAAAAUUAGAGGGUUCAGAUCCGGAAGUUUUGGAUUUAUUACAAAAAAUAAGACUCUUGCAAAAGAGAUUGCUUCACCAAACUUCCGAAGCUGUUGAGAGGGAACGACAACUAAAGGAAGCCGAAAGGCUAUAUCUAAACUUGAGACAAGUGUUAGCCAAGCAACCGGGGCCUGGAAUCCAAGAGGAACUCACAAAAACUCAAAGGGCAUUGAAGCAAAGAGGAGACAAAAUGAAGUGUCUGGUCUCAGAGAUGAAUAUGACCGAAUUAAAAUUAAUGGAAUACAAAUCCGAUCUGGAAAAGGCGAAUGAAGAAUUGGGGGAAUUAAAAAAAAAGUAUUUGCAAGAGAAAAAAGAAAACAACGCACGCUUAUUGGCUGGAGAUUCUAGGCGGGAAAUCGACCGUCAUCUAGCACAGACCAGCGAAGUGCGUUUUACUGGUGGUGGCUUUAGAAUGUCGGUUCAAGAAUCUUACAAAUAAGUGAAAAUGU